Molecule: messenger RNA, 1967 nt
Organism: Triplophysa dalaica
Lineage: Eukaryota; Metazoa; Chordata; Actinopteri; Cypriniformes; Nemacheilidae
Product: chymotrypsin-like protease CTRL-1
Exons: 6
Coding region: 12-1031 (339 amino acids)
Biological process (GO): proteolysis
Molecular function (GO): serine-type endopeptidase activity
Source: RefSeq, a predicted model, not a curated record
UCAGUCACAACAUGACAAUGAGCUCGAACACAGUUGUGUGUGUUGCUCUGGCUCUUCUUCUGAGUCUAACAGGAUCUCUUGGUCAGCAAGAUGUGUGCGGCCAAAACUCACUUAACACCAGGAUUAUUGGUGGAGGAGAUGCCAUUGAAGGGUUUUGGCCCUGGCAUGUUAGCAUUUACAAUCUCAGAUUUAAUGUCAUUGUCUGUGGUGGGAGUCUCAUCAAUAAAGACUGGGUUUUGACUUCAGCAGGUUGCUCUAAUUCUAUAAAUCGCGCCGGCAGUUCAGACAUUAUAAUCUACUUGGGUCGUCUGAAGCGGUUUGGCCCAAACACACAUGAGGUUAAUAGAACAAUGAGUCGUGUCAUCACACAUCCUAACUAUAACAGCUCUACAUCUGACAAUGACAUAGCACUGCUCCAGCUCUCUUCUUCUGUGGAUUUCACUGCUCAUAUUAAACCAGUCUGUCUGGCUGCUGCUGGUAGUGAGUUUGAUGAAGGAAUUCAAAGUUGGGUCACAGGAUGGGGUGACAAUGGUUCAAAUCAAUUGCCAGACACAUUACAAGAAGCAGUGAUUCCAAUCGUCAGCAACUAUAAUUGUAGUUCUGCCUAUAAUAAUAGAAACAGUAUCACAGACAACAUGAUGUGUGCUGGACUGACAGAUGGAGGGAAAAGCUCAUGUGAAGGUGAUUAUGGAGGUCCACUGGUCACUAAGCAGAGCUCCAGGUGGAUUCAGGCUGGAAUUGUAUCUGGAUUUGGAUCUGAACAGUGUGACGGCAGUUUACCGAGUGUGUUCACCAGAGUGUCUAAAUAUCAAGACUGGAUCAACACUCAGAUAGUCAACAACCAACCUGGAUUUAUAACAUUCCCUUAUUAUAAUAAUAACACUUUUUAUCCUACUAGCUCUAUUCCUCAUAUCACUGAUGUUCCUGAUGUCACUGAUGUUCUUGACAUCUUCAGUGGAAGCUCACCUGCUCUUCACUUAUUUCCCUUUUACCUCACAUUCAGCAUCAUCUCUCUCAUCUUCUGUCCAUGAUUUCAGUAUAUUUGGUUGUGGUUAUUUGACAAAGAUUUACAUGAACAUUAAUUCAUUUUGCAGACACUGUUAUCCAAGUAAGAGAUCAUUCAACACUUUGUCAACAUGUUAAUAAGAACUGGUAGUUGACCAGGUCAUGUUACUAGAAAGAUAAAGUGAGCAAGGGAGAGAAUGAACAACAUGAAAGACAUUUUUUUAUAGACCGAGCUUGACAGUCAUUGGUUUCACCACAGAGGAACAGAAUGAGUGAAGAUUUUGUAAGUGAUUUGGUGUCUCGUUGUGAUGGAACAAACAGGCGUUGCUCAAUUGAUUAGAUUAGAUUCAACUUUAUUGUCAUUACACAUAUACAAGUACAGUGUAAAGAAAUGUAGUUUAGGUCUAACCAGAAGUGCAAUUAGCAAGUGCAGGAUAUACAGUGUGAAUAAAUACAGAAUACAAUAUUAGGAAAAUACUAUACAAUGGGAAUGUACUAUGAAAAAAUUACAGAGUGAAGAUGACGGGAGGAGAUGUCGACCUGCAGCAGGGAGUUCAGGUAAAAGGUGAUUUUUCUGUUAUUGUCCUGAAGGUCAAUGAUGAGGAUUUGAAUCUAAUGCAAGCGGAAACCAAAUUCUCUUUCCUUAAAAUAAGUCAAACAUUUGUGUUUAGGUAUGAAAUAUGUGUUUCUUUAGAUAAAAUAAUCUGCCAUAAAUUAAAGGGUGAAUGGUAAAAAAUAUUUUAUAGAUAUAAAUAUGUACUUUUUAGAAUUUGUACACAUUUGUGUACUUCACAAUAUAUUGUCAUUUGAUUUGGGAAAUUCUUCACUAUCUUUCAUCUCUUUGGUUAAAAACAUCAUUUGAGAGACUUUCUGGUUUAUUUAAAUUUUAGGCUCCCAGUCCUGAAAACAAUAUUUUAAAUAACAAUAUUCCUCAAAUAAAUCUACUUCUAUUGAAUCCUUUA